UCCCUCCCUCUCUCUCUCUCUCACUCUCACUCUCUCUCUCACUCACUCUCUCGUACCCGUUCGGAUCGAGGGGACAUGCACUGCUCGGAGUUACGGCGACGUCCAAGACCACAGUCACGUUUGUUAACCCAGUUGACGGGAAUCCAGAGAUUGAAGAACCUGCACAAUGAAUCUCAUCCGUCUAUUCUGCCGGCAUAAAACAGCACUGGGCGUAGCGAGCCUGUCUCUGUUCGCCCUGAUGUUGCUCUAUUUGGCGAAGUGCACCUCAGAGACUUUGAAAUCUGGAGACUCCGAUUUGCCCCACGAUGUAAAGCGACAAGAGAAGGCCAGAGAUCACAGCAGCCAGAAGGAGUUCUCGGCCUUCCUAGUGGUGCUAAUCACCACAGGGCCCAAGUUCACCGAGAGGAGAAGCAUCAUCAGGAGCACGUGGCUGGCCAUCCGGGACUCCCAGGUCCUCUGCCGCUUUGUCAUAGGCACCAGCGGGCUCUCGGCCGAGGACCUUCACAACCUGGAGCGAGAGGACACUCGCUAUCGCGACCUGCUGCUGCUCCCGGACCUCAAGGACUCCUACGAAAACCUCACCAGCAAAAUCCUCCACAUGUACGCCUGGCUAGACCAAACCACUGACUUUAAAUUUGUGCUGAAAGCCGACGAUGACACUUUUGUGAGGCUGGACGUCGUGAAGGAAGAACUUCAGGCGAAAGAGCCGAGGAGGCUGUACUGGGGCUUUUUCUCUGGGCGAGGGAGAGUCAAAUCCUCCGGCAAGUGGAAGGAGAGCACGUGGGUGCUGUGCGACUAUUACCUGCCCUACGCCCUGGGCGGUGGGUACGUCCUCUCGGCUGACCUGGUGCACUACCUCCGCAUCAACGCCGAUUACCUGAAGAUGUGGCAGAGUGAGGAUGUGUCCCUGGGCGCCUGGCUGGCACCGGUGGACAUCAAGCGGGUGCACGACCCUCGAUUCGACACGGAGUACAAGUCGCGAGGCUGCAACAACAGGUACAUCGUGACCCACAAGCAGAGCAUCGAGGACAUGCUGGAGAAGCAGCAGACGCUGCUACGGGAAGGGAAGCUGUGCAAAGAAGAAGUGAAGGUGAGACUGUCCUACGUUUACGAUUGGUACGUUCCACCGUCUCAAUGCUGCCAACGGAAAGAUGGCAUCCCCUGACACUUGGAUCGCUUAGUGUUAGACAGAAGCUGUCAAUGCUGUUAGGGUCUCUGUAUAGGAUUUAAGAACAUAUCGUGCAUGUUCUCUCGGAUACUCCUCUCCGGAACGACACUACUCCAGUAGCUCAUCCGUGGCACUGGCUUGCGGUGUUUCCUCACGCAGGUUUCCGUUCAGCAAGACAAACCGAAAAACACUGCACGUUCAAACCGGUAUUUUAUACGACCGUGUUAUUCAGAGAAGCACACCGGCUGCUAUUCCUUCUGAUCACUGCUCGGUUCACUGUACGCCUACAUUUGAUUUGACUUGUCACUCGCGCACCUGACCCCAGUGGGUGCCUUUUAAUCUGAAUCACCCAAACCCAAAGUCUUGUCUAGUUCUCUUGAUUUAACUCAUUGAGAGAAAGACCGCUGUUCUGAAAGGUGUUCACAGGUGGGUUUAGUGUAGGCCUAUGGGUGUCGCUGUCUAUCUCUCCCCCACCCCCCCUCCCCCUCUCGAAACCGCACCCACAUUGUUGGAACUGGCUGUUUAUUUGGGGUAAAAGUGUAGUCGGACUGAUUCCAACUCCGGCCACACAUGUGUAAUGUGAGUCUCUUUUGAGAAGCUGACUGUAAGCUGGUCGAUCAGUUGCCUUUAUUUUCAAAGAGAGUUUGACAAGGUCUGGAAAAGAUCAGGAAGACUGGAAUCGGGGCACAAGUCACCAGGCGGAUUGAAAACCGGAUACUCUAUUGGUGCUCUGGGACGGCGAACCUCAAGCCCUUUGUCUAAACUGAGGCCCGACCCGAUUGAGAGUGUAAACGCACGAGAAAAGGUACAGUGGAAGCAUAUCCCACGGAGGGCAGCCCCUACACUCAGCGAACUGACGUGAUACUUCUUUUUGGGGGUACAUCUUACUCUUGUCCAAUUAAGCUGCAAAGAGUUAAGAUGUACCCCCAAAACUCGCUGCUUAUUGAUCACACUACUCGGAAGAUUGAUAGCAACCUUUUCAGGUGGAAUGCCCCCAACGCUUAACCGUGGUGAUUUUCUCGCUGUCUAAUUGUCACCCUUACCGCACGUCCUUGAUGCUUAUUGAUUUUUACCCUCUCGGUAAUCGCGCGCUCAAUAAAGCCUAACAUUUGUUCAGGCGAAAACGUUUCAGGAAACUCUGUAAGAAUUUAAAUUAUUGUCAGUUAAAGUUGAAUUAAGUUAUUGAUCAGACUUUUUUUUUCCAUGUUUCAAUUCACAGGAAAGAUUGUCAAUUCCUCAAACGUUUACCUGUGAGUGUUAAAUUCAUCCACUCCCUGCCCAAGUCUGUCUUAAGACAUACCUCUUUAACCACGCAUUCGGUCAUCUUUACCUUCCCCUCCCCCCAUCACCACUCUUUUUAUCUCUCUCUCUCUCUCUCUCUCCCCCUCGCCCCCUCUCCUCCAAAGGCUGGCCCUGAAGGCGGUCUAAUAAUUGUUGUAAUUAAUUAUCCUUGGAUUCAUAUGACAUUUCUGUCCGUAGACAGAGUGAUUGAGACUAAGCCAUCUGACCUGGAACGUUCUGCAGCAGUGAGGUAUUUUUGAGAUGGUGGAGGAGGCAGAUCCUUCUUGUUUAAGCAUGAAUUAAACUCCAGAGAUGGUUCUUUGUACUCCCCCCUCUAUAAUUGAAUUCCCUCCAUUUUAACUCAUCAUAACUGCUUUCCGGGAGGCAAUAAUCCCUGAAAAAAAAUGUCAGUGAAUCUAUGACUGUUUGUGGGGACGCUGCUGUGCGCAAUUGGCUGGCGCGUUUCGCCCAAAAAAUGCACAGUCACUACACUUGACAGUAUAUUCUGCGAAGCGCUUUGAGACGACUCAACCACAUGAUAAGGUGUUGCAUCAAAUGCAAGGAUUGUUAUCAUCUCAAUGCCAUUGAAGGCACAGCGAUAACAAAAUUACAUUUGCACAGCGCCUUUCACGUCAGGAGGACGUCCCAAGGCGAUCUCGUGUGUCUGAGGUGUGGGCUAAUACUGGCCAACACUUUUACUCGUACCUCAGCAGGGCACGACAUUCCCUAUUGCUUUGUAACAGAUGCCACGUUCCUCGAAGAAUGUUUGGAAUCCCUUCCGUGUGUUUGACGACCCAACAACACAACAGGACUCGUGCUGCGUUUAUACCAGUUUGUGCGAUGUGACCAGCGAUGUACUAUUUAUUUUAAAAAAGAUUUUUAAAGACGAUGCUGCGAUCCUUGCGGGAAGAAACUUGUAACGAGGAGACGUUUAAGUAUUGUACAAUUCCUGCGAUUCAAUAAAUAAGCGCAACUGGA
Callorhinchus milii (elephant shark) is the source of this 3427-nucleotide messenger RNA. RefSeq names its product UDP-Gal:betaGal beta 1,3-galactosyltransferase polypeptide 6 (gene b3galt6). Gene Ontology annotation, biological process: glycosaminoglycan biosynthetic process. Gene Ontology annotation, molecular function: UDP-galactosyltransferase activity. The coding region runs from base 167 to 1165 and encodes 332 amino acids. The record is from RefSeq and is a predicted model, not a curated record. NCBI's taxonomy places the organism in Eukaryota, Metazoa, Chordata, Chondrichthyes, Chimaeriformes, Callorhinchidae. Gene Ontology annotation, cellular component: membrane. The transcript has 2 exons.